Heterostelium album PN500 is the source of this 426-nucleotide messenger RNA. It is a transcript of the gene snrpC, whose product is annotated as C2H2-type zinc finger protein. The record is from RefSeq and is a predicted model, not a curated record. Gene Ontology annotation, biological process: mRNA splicing, via spliceosome; spliceosomal snRNP assembly; mRNA 5'-splice site recognition. Bases 1 to 426 code for a protein of 141 amino acids. Gene Ontology annotation, molecular function: zinc ion binding; pre-mRNA 5'-splice site binding. Gene Ontology annotation, cellular component: U1 snRNP; nucleus. Lineage: Eukaryota; Evosea; Eumycetozoa; Acytosteliales; Acytosteliaceae. The transcript is spliced from 2 exons.
AUGCCAAAAUAUUAUUGUGAAUAUUGUGAUAAGUAUCUUACACAUGAUUCACCAUCAGUUAGAAAAUCACACACCAUUGGUAAGGUGCAUCAACAAGCUGUAACACUAUAUUAUAAACAAUUCGAAGCAGAAUGGUUUAAGAGUCAAAUGCAACAAAAAGGUGGUCAAGUACCUAUGAUGCCACCAUUUGGUAUGCAACCAGGUCUAUUACCACCAAAUAUGGUACCAGGUCAAUUCAAUAUUCCGAUGAUGCCUCCAGGACAAUUCCCAUUCCCACCACCACCAGGUCAACCAAUGGGUGGCAUGCCACCACACCAACAACAACCAAUGAGUUUCAAUCCACAUCAUCCAUAUCCACCUCCACAUCUUCAACAAUCGGCACAACAAUUCAAUAGCAAUAGUCCACCAUCAAACAAUGAUCAGUAG